AUGGCGAAGAGGAGUCAUGUAGACUACGAAGUAUAUAAGGAACGAGAAGAGGUCCGACUCCUACGAAAUAGAUUCUAUCUUUCAACCGUAUUCAUAUAUUCAUCAGUACUUGAACAUUUAGGUAAGUUUAACAAUUCGGGCCUACAUUCAGGUCUGGAAUGGACCAUGGCGGCUAACGUCCAUCCCCCCCCCAAUAGGCACUUAAUUCUAUACAAUAUGUCUUUCGUCAUUAGAGAUGCUGUUGCCAAUUCGCGCUUUAUCAAGCCUUCCACAGUCUUCAAUAGAAGGACACAGUUGAACCGCGCUUUCUUCUCGACAUCACCACAACAUCAGAAAGGUCCUAUUGAGGCAACAAAAGAUACUCUGAAGGCAGCCGACAGGCUCGUUUCAGAUGCUGCCGUCAAGGGAAUCGAGAAAGGAGGUUCGUCUGGAAAACAUUGCUCACACCCAGGUGUAUUAAGACGCAGGCUAAUAAAUUCCGUUUUGCAGAGGCCGCAACGAACAAGAUAA
This is a messenger RNA of Trichophyton rubrum CBS 118892, 510 nucleotides long. RefSeq lists its product as uncharacterized. Bases 1 to 510 code for a protein of 169 amino acids. The transcript has a single exon. NCBI's taxonomy places the organism in Eukaryota, Fungi, Ascomycota, Eurotiomycetes, Onygenales, Arthrodermataceae. The record is from RefSeq and is a predicted model, not a curated record.